CUCGAUUCAAAUGACUGCCUGGAGGAGAGGCGAGAGCUAGCAUAGAAAACAUAUGUUGGUGUUCAAAUACAACAUAACACACGAGUCAAUCAGAAAAAAAGAAAAAAGGAUUACUCAAAAAAGUAUAAGCUCUACAGUAUGGACAAUGGGAAUUUUCUACARACACUAAGGGACAGCAGCAGCAUUCUGUCCUCUCUACCAGUUACUGCACUACGAUUCACUCUGAGCUCCCAGUCACGUUGUCUCCUGCUGGCUACCUAUGCCAGCGGCAUUGUGAGGAGCUGGUACGUGUGGGGAGGAGAGUGUUUGUGGGGGGUGAGAGACGUGGGGGAGACUGGAGGUGGAGAGGGAGGAGGUGGACAGAGACAGACCCUCUCUCUCUCCGUCUCUCCCUCUGGAGAGAAAGCAGCCACAGGGGGGUCCGACUCAGCCAUUCAUCUGUAUGACCUCUCCACUCACCAGAGACUGAUGACCUGCAAGGCCAGCUCCACAAGAACAGUUAUGGAUGGACAUUGUUUUCGGGUUUUCGCAGUGACUUUUCACCCAGAGAUGGAGAGAGAAUUCAUCUCUGGGGGUUGGGACAACACCAUACAGUUUUGGGAUACCAGACAGCAGCACUCUGUCAGGAUGCUUUCGGGUCCUCACGUGUGUGGUGACACGCUUCAGAUCGACCCAGCUGUCAAUCACAUCCUGUCUGGMUCCUGGAGGAAGGACAACGCACUGGAGAUCUGGGAUUAUGUCUCAGGUCAGAAAGUGACUGAAGUGCCACAUGACUACCAAGGAGAGAGCAAAAUCUACACAUGCCAUUGGCUUGGCCAGGAUCAUAUCGUGGCMGCUGGGAGCCAAUCAAAUAUGCUGAGAGUCAUCAACCGGUGGACUAUGACGACUGAGUCCAGGUUGCUGGGCCUUUCCUCGGCCGUGUUCGGCUCGUCCGUGUGUCUGGCGGGAAGUGGACAGGCCUGAUCGCAGCCACUUCUGGACCAGUGUGUAUCUGCUGGAGCGAGAUGGUCAGCAGCAUUCCAAAAAGUAGGGCCUCUAAGGAGAAAUUAAUUAACAUUCAACGCACCGUUCGGUUGUCGGUUGCUGUGUGUUUAACUAACGCAGAAUAUUACGUUUUGGUUUACAUGUCCUGAAAGUAAAGAUGUAAACUUGUUUUAGUAAAAAAAAUAUAUAUAAUAAUAAUUCUAAACU
Messenger RNA from Salvelinus sp. IW2-2015, 1191 nucleotides. RefSeq names its product WD repeat-containing protein 38. NCBI's taxonomy places the organism in Eukaryota, Metazoa, Chordata, Actinopteri, Salmoniformes, Salmonidae. The record is from RefSeq and is a predicted model, not a curated record. Gene Ontology annotation, molecular function: protein binding.